Messenger RNA from Lentinula edodes (shiitake mushroom), 2403 nucleotides. RefSeq names its product OPT oligopeptide transporter. Lineage: Eukaryota; Fungi; Basidiomycota; Agaricomycetes; Agaricales; Omphalotaceae. Bases 1 to 2403 code for a protein of 800 amino acids. Gene Ontology annotation, biological process: transmembrane transport. Gene Ontology annotation, molecular function: oligopeptide transmembrane transporter activity. The record is from RefSeq and is a predicted model, not a curated record. The transcript is spliced from 30 exons.
AUGGCAGCGAUUGGAGUAGUACCGACCCUCAUCGACGAUUCGAAAGAGCCUUCUAUCGAUGAUAAGAACUCGUUUAGCGACGAGAAGCAUGAGCGACAUGAACAGGUUGAAGCGGUAGGGGGUGUUCUUAUAGAUACGGAUGAUAUCGGCGAUGUCUUCGAUAGCCCUCGCCUCAUCGACUUGGGUGAAGAUGGUAAAGAGAGGCCCAUUCAGACGAGCGCCGACUAUGCUGUCCGACUUGUAUCUCUCGAAGACGACCCCAAGGUCCGGAUAUUUACUUUUAGGUUGUGGUUUCUCGGACUCGGUCUAUCUUGCUUUGGCGCUGUCCUUGGACAAAUCUUCUACUUCCGUCCCCAAACGAUUACUGUUAGUUCGCUCUUUCUCCAGGUAGGGAAUGACUAUAAUCGAGAGUUGCUCGGUGUACUCACAAAGAUGCAGAUCAUAUCUUUUAUCAUGGGUAAAGCUAUGGAGGUGAUCAUUCCUGGUCCCAGCCCUACUUCGCGCUUUCGAACGCGAGAUAAUCGGUUUUGGAGAUUCCUCAAUCACGGCCCAUUCAACCUCAAGGAACAUGUCGCAAUCACCAUCAUGUCUUCAACUGCGUCGGCAUCCGCCCUAGCCAUCAGUAUCCUCGCUUCUCAAGACCUAUAUUACAACAUAGAGGUAAAUCCUGGAGUUGGUAUCUUCACAUUGAUCUCCUCUCAGCUGGUUGGUUACGGUCUUGCGGGUAUCAUGCGUGACUUCCUUGUGUACCCGACAUUUGCCAUAUAUCCUCAAAUCAUACCCCAAGUACAGCUCUAUGACACUCUUCAUCGCAGUCAAGAGGCCAUUAUGCAGAAGAAACGAAUGAAAUUUUUUUGGUUUAUAUUCAUAGGGAUCUUCAUAUGGGAAUGGUUUCCGGAAUACAUCGCCCCGACGCUCACAGGGAUCAGUAUCUUCUGUCUCGCCGACCGCAAGAGCCCUUGGGUUACUCGGAUAUUCGGUGGCGCGAAUAACAAUGAAGGCCUUGGCGCAUUGGCAUUAUGCUUUGACUGGGUUUAUGUUGGCUCUGGAGGUGGCACUAUUGGCGCAAUGUUUACCCCCUUGUCAACGAUGCUUUCGCUUUACGCCGGAUGCGCCGUUUGCAUGAUCGCCUUCUGUGCUUGCUAUGCGAUGAACACUUGGGACACGCAAAACUUCCCCUUUCUGUCUCAGCUCCUGUAUUACAAGAAUGGGACUGAAUAUGCCCAGCUUUCAAUCCUGAACCCCGACCUUACUUUGAACAACACACUGCUUGAGGAACAGGGACUCCCUUUCUAUGCCGCCUCGCAGUUGCUCUUCCAAGUAAGCCGGACUAUUUACAUCGGGGCAUCUGUCACUCAUUUCUUCGUUUGGUACUGGCCAACGUUCUCAGAAAUCAUCAAGAACUACCGAACCAAAGAAUGUGAUGAUCCUCAUUACCAGAAGAUGAGGGUCUACAAAGAAGUCAGCAAUUGGUACUAUGCAGUUAUUUUCUUUAUUUGCUCUGCGUUGGCUAUUGGCUUAGCCUAUGCAGCAAAAUCAGGACUUCCAGCUUGGGCUUUAAUUAUUGCGCUUAUAUUCGCGGCGUUCUUUGUUCCUAUCAUUGGAACACUUAAUGCGACUGUCGGAUAUGCACCUCUCGUUCAAAACCUCAUGCAGAUGCUUGGCGGUGCCCUUGUUCCCGGAAGACCUGUCGCAAACAUGUACUUCACAUUGUACGGUGAAAAUCCUGUUACCCAAGCACUUCUACUGCUCCAGGACUUGAAAACGGGUCAAUACACUAAAAUCCCUCCACGAGUGACUUUUACCGUUCAAGUGUGCGGGACUAUCGUGGGCGGUAUCUUGAACUACGUCAUUAUGAAGGUCGUCCUCAAUGCGCAGCGAACGAUCUUACUAGAUGUCCAAGGCUCCAAUGUAUGGUCUGGCCAACAGGUACAAUCUUAUAACAGCGCAGCUAUCGCAUGGGGUGCUCUUGGAAAGCCCUUAUACGCUCCAGGAACUCAAUAUGCGUUCGUUCCGUACAUGCUGCUCGUCGGCCUCUUAUGCCCUAUUCCAUUCUGGCUUCUACACAAGAAAUGGCCUAAAUUUGGAUUCAAUUAUGUCUUCACCCCUAUAUUGGUUGCUGAGCUUGGUCUCUUGAGUGUUGGUAUUAAUUCCAGCGUCUUCACGACGUUACUUGUAGCAUUGUUUUCGCAAUAUUACCUGCGGAAGUAUCAUGCCACCUGGUUCCGCAAAUAUAAUUUCCUACUUUCUGCUGCAUUAGACGGAGGUAGUGAGAUCAUGAUCUUCGUCAGUACGUUCGCAGUGAAUGGCGGUAGCGGAACUGCACAUCCAUUCCCAAAUUGGGCUCUCAAUCCAGCACCUGGAGAGGUGAACAUCGAUUAUUGUAUGGCAUUGAAUAAUUGA